Molecule: messenger RNA, 5175 nt
Organism: Planococcus citri (citrus mealybug)
Lineage: Eukaryota; Metazoa; Arthropoda; Insecta; Hemiptera; Pseudococcidae
Product: cAMP-dependent protein kinase type II regulatory subunit-like
Exons: 8
Coding region: 369-1511 (380 amino acids)
Biological process (GO): negative regulation of cAMP-dependent protein kinase activity
Cellular component (GO): cAMP-dependent protein kinase complex
Molecular function (GO): cAMP binding; cAMP-dependent protein kinase inhibitor activity; protein kinase A catalytic subunit binding
Source: RefSeq, a predicted model, not a curated record
GUGAGAUUCUGACAGACUCUACCAUUUCGCCAUAAUCAGUGCAAGUGAUAUUUUUUAAAGAUUUUUAACUCUCCUUGUCGUUAAUUAUUCGCGUUUAUAAUUAUUUAUAAGUAUUUUUUCAUGUAAUAAUAAUCGAAAUGUCAAAAUAUCACGCGUGAUUGUGUAUUUACUCGAACAUAUCAUCUCUCAGUGGAGUUACUCGUCCUUCAGAUAUUCGUUUCUGUUGGGUCAAGUCAGAUUGCAGUUUCAACAUAAUAUUAUGUAGAGUAGCUAUUCCUCGUAUCAAAAUCUUCAAUAUUUCGUCGAGUCUUACCAACUAAAUGAUUACCAGUUUAUCGUGAAUUCUAACUACAAACUCGAAAUAAAUCAUGAGUCGAGGUAGCGUCAACAAAAUCUACGUUCCCGACGAGCUACGUGAAAUAUUGCUCGAUUUCACCGUGAAUUAUCUACUGGAACAACCUCAGGAAGAUGUAGUCACAUACGCUUGCGAUUUUUUCAACCGAUUAAGGGAAACUCGCAAGUUGGCGGAUAUAAGAUCACCUUCUGUUGGCGAAGAAUCAGUCAUCUCUGAAGAUGAAGCUCCUAUGAAUAGAUUCAAUUCUAGACGAAAAUCUGUCUUCGCCGAAGCAUAUAAUCCCGAAGAGGACGACGAUGAUGAUAAUAAAAAAGUCGUCUUUCCUAAAUCCGACGCACAAAGACAAGCAUUAGCUGAUAGUGUCAAAGAUAUAUUACUAUUUCGUUCAUUAGACAAAGAACAAAUGAACGAAGUUAUCGACGCUAUGUUUGAAAAAAUCGCGGAAAAAGACGAUUAUAUUAUCAAACAAGGAGACGAUGGAGAUAAUUUCUAUGUCAUACAAGAAGGCGUCUACCAAGCAUUUGUGAAUACCGACGAUGGAAAGCAAUUACUAGUUCAUACGUAUAAUGGUAAAGGUAGCUUCGGCGAGUUGGCUUUGAUGUACAACAUGCCACGAGCAGCUACAAUCCAAGCAGCCACCAAAGGUUCUUUAUGGGCGAUGGAUCGUCAAACAUUUCGUCGUAUCGUAUUAAAAAGCGCUUUCAAAAAACGAAAAAUGUACGAAGCUUUGAUCGAUAACGUACCGAUGCUAAAAGCUCUACAGUCGUACGAAAGGAUGAACUUGGCCGACGCUCUAAUUCCUCGCUCUUAUAAUAACGGAGAAUGCAUAAUCAAACAAGGUGAUGCUGCCGAUGGAAUGUAUUUCAUCGAAGGUGGCACCAUUCGUAUAUGUAUUUCGGACGAAGCAAAUAAAGAAGUCGAGAUUAAGAAGAUCGAAAAAAGUGGUUAUUUUGGUGAAUUGGCUUUGGUAACACAUAAACCCAGAGCUGCCUCGGCCUAUGCACUUGGUGAUGUCAAAUUAGCUUUCUUGGAUGUAGAAGCGUUCGAAAGAUUACUGGGUCCUUGUAUGGAUAUCAUGAAACGCAACAUCGACGACUACGAGAAUCAGCUGGUGAAAAUAUUCGGAUCAACGUGUAACGUGAACGAUGUCCGAUAAACGAGCACAACUAACCAAAGUGCCAUACAAAAAAAUAACCAAUUUUAAGUAUCAUUUUUUCCGCGUUACUUUUUUUCUACUUUUGAUAUCUAAUUUUUCGUUCUUGUUUUAUUUUUGUUUUUCGUUUUCACACGCCUAGUUGCGGUUUUUGGAAUUCGGAAAAAAUUACGUAUCACGAUUACGUACGAAAAAAAAAAAAGACGAAAGAAAAAAAAACUGCUAAAGUAUUAAUUUCCGAUAAUUUUUAAUUCACUUUGGUUGAUUUUAUUUAGGUAUAGUAGUAAUUCUAGCAUGUUUUUUUUUUUCGUAAUCAGAUGUCAGAACCUACCCUAUUUUCAUUGUAAUAUGAUUCACUUCUUUUACAUAGGCAACUCGAAGUUGGGGAGGUUUUUUUUUAAUUUUAAUUUUUUUUUUAAAUUAAGAAAUCAAAAAAUUUCAAUAUCGUGUGCAAUAUUCUGUUUUAAAUUUUUAUUUUAAUUUUUGUGUUAAUUUUGUUCGUUUGUUCAUUUCGCUUCCUAUAUUUCCCCCUCCUUCAUUCUUGUUAUAUUUUGUUAAAUAUUGUCACAUUUUAAAUGGUGUACGGGUGACUUGGAAGUGAUUUGUGUUGCUUUCCGACAUGUUCCUUACGUGUGUCGACUCAAUUGCUACGAUGAGAAGGGCAAUUGUGUAGGGCAUAUCAGUUGUAAUCAAUCGUAUGUGUGCAGCAUAUGAACUGGCAGACUUUAAGGUUCGUUGUUCUCAUCUUUUAUUUUUUUUUUCUCGGUUCAAAUGGUUACCUCAUCAUAUUAAUCAAGGCGAAUACGUAUUUUUUUAACGUUUCGAUUUCUUUUUUUUUCAAUUUUAAUUCUAAAUCAAUUCAGAAGACGAAGGUAUUAUAAAAACAAAGUUAUAUUGUAAAUAUUUUAAUGACGUCUUUUGUUAACCUCGAUCGAGUUAGUGUUCAGAAUAUUUUAAAAUAGUCUGAAAAAUUUGCAGCUUGUAUAUAUAUAUUUUUUCUUCCUUUUUUGGCCUUAUUAAAAUUCAGUUUCAUUUUGGACAGAAGUAUAUCCACGUACGUCUUCUUAUAUUACGAUGUAUAAAUUUUGGCCAAUCUCUUCGAUAAGAAAAUUUAGCUUGACGAGUGGCUUAUUUUUCGAGAAAAAAUACUGAUCAGUGCUGCGCUAUUUUGAUUGAUAAAAGUGAGGUCAUUGUUUCCCUCGUUCGAGUGAAUGGCAGUGGCAUUGGUGGUUAUAUUUUUCCUUCAUUUAACGGUAUUAGAUAGUUUACUUGUUAUUUCUAGUCUUAUAUACGAUAUCGUUUAGUUGAAUAGUUUCUCGAGUGUGCGUCCGGACACGCUGUGUGAUGGUUGAUGGACGAUACACUCGUCGGUUUGUUAAUUUAGUAGAAGUCUUUUAGAUUACGAUUUUUUAUAGUUAGUUCGCGGCUCGGUUUUGUCUCGUGGAGUACGUAGAUUACGGCAUAUCAUUUUGGAUGAAAUUUGUGAUGAUUUUACGACUGUUAUUUUAGGUAUAGAAUAAACGAAGCUGAGGAUGGAAAAUAGUCGAAGGAGGAGUCGGAUUGGUUAGUCGAGUAAAAAAGCCCCUAUUUGAGAUUCGGGUUUUUAUGGUUUAUUGGUGGAGUGAGGCAGAGGUGAUGUUUUAAUGUGGUUGUGAUGAAUUUGGAUUACAUUUUGUUUCGAAUGCAUAUUUUUGAAUUCGGAUUAGGAUCAUGGAUCUUGAGUGUAGUUUUGAAAAUUAGAAGUGGGGUAGGAAAAAUUCUCGUUUGAGCCUUUCACCAUGAAAAAAAGAAUCGUUGCCUUCAGAUGAGCGAUAUUUUUAUCAAUUGAAGGAAUUUGCAAGAAUUAUUCUUUAUUCGAGACUUCAUUGUGUUGAAAAGUUGACCUAUAUUGUCCUGUCAAAGUGACCAGUACAGGCAGCAUUAAAUCGUUACUGUUGUUAAUUCAUCGUGUACAAUUUAAGCAUUAUUUUUCCGUCCUUUGUAUUUUUCAAAUACGUGUUCGAGGAAAAAUCGCACAUCCAGGGAGGGGUACUCGAUUAAUCAAUUUGCUGCUUUUUUAUUUUAUCAGUAGUAGAUGCGAUACUUCGAAGCAUCACCGUUGCAUGUAUAAAAAUGAUUCCAAAAGAUCGAGUGGUCGGUCAGAAUUUUUUUCAUUUUUUUUUCUAAUCAAUUUUUUUCUUCACUUAAUUUCUAUUGGUAAUAAAUUUUUGCAAUCGGUUCCCCUCAGUUCCCAAGUAAUGACCGGCUAAUUCUAUAAUGACGCGAAGUUUUCUUCCAAGUUUAAUCAAAAGGUUCGACGUACCUUUGACCAUUGAAGAAAUUCUUUGACGGUGAUCGGCACGUUAAUUUUGACAAUCAUUCGCGUAUUGUAAUAUUCGAUAAUCUACGAUUUGAAUUCGAAUGAGGAGUAUUUUAAAAAUUUGUACUGUUUGUUCGUACAAUAAGAACACGAAACGAAUACUUAUAUAUUUUUUAUUUCUCAUUUGCUAGAAUGAAAUAAGGUAACGGUAAUGUUUCGAGGAACCCGACCCUAUAAUAAUAAGUAUUACAAACAAACCCUUUUUACUUGUGUAUCAGUGUGUGAAAAAAAAAUGUUCCCAUGUAGCAUAUCUAUGUAAAUGUAUAAUCAUACAAAAUGUAAAGUCAUAUAAAUUUUAAAAGCUGUCGCAAUAUUUUUUACGUAAUGUACAAAAUUGUCUACGUAUAUUAUAAAAUUUUAACCUUCUAUAACGUAUAUCACUAAUUUUGUUAAUUGAAAUUUAUAUACCUACAUUCCAAUCCUCUUUGUAUCACUGUUGUGUAUUCGCUGAGGCGUUUUUUUUUUUUUUUUUUUUUUUCAUUUUGUUCUUUUUUCUGUUUUUUUCUUCUUGUUUCUUCGUGGGACCUAAUAAUUUAGCAAUUUAACGUACAAUGUAACAUAUUUACUUAAAAGUUAAAGAUUGAAAAAAAUAAUUACUAAUCCUAUAUUAACUUAUGGAUUUUAAAUUUUUUAAGGAAUAGGUACCUACAACGUAAAAUCAAAAAAAGAAAAAAAAACGUUUAAUAAUCCAUAUUACGAAUAAUAAAUCGUAGUUUGAGACUGUUAAAUUAUAUUUUUAAUGGUAUGGGUUAUUUUACCAGUAGUUGAUGUACGUACAUUAAUUUAUUGUUUCGUUUCGUUUUUAUUUCUUUUCAUUUACUUAUUCUUUUAUAUGUUGUGUGGCAGUCUCUUUAGCGUAGUUUUUAAAUAUUCUACUAUUUAGAUACCUACGUUUUUUGCUCAUCGAGUUAUACAUUCCUAAAUACGAAAAAAAUGAAUCAAAAUCUCCGCAUAAUGCAGUAUUUUUUUUAAAACUUAAUUUUCGUUUCAUUUUUAUCGAUGUUUCUACCUAUAAAUAGAAAAAUUGAAUUCAUUUUUUUUCUUUUUUUUUUUUAAAUAAAAAAAUGUGUUUUAUUAUCACUAGCUUUUAAGUAGAUGACGCACACGAUUAUCGGGGAAAAAUCAUUUAUAGAAAAGGGCUGUUAAUCUAACGCGUAUUUUACUAUGUUACGUUACGUAUGUUUUAACCGAAAUGUGUAACUUUUUAAUCAUAAAUAGAUCAUCGUGUUAACGUUCAGUCGUACCAUAGUUAAUAUUAGUAAUUUUUAAGCAGUAUUAAUUUAUUUAAUAAAUGUAUUAAUUGAUGAA